Argiope bruennichi is the source of this 3252-nucleotide messenger RNA. RefSeq names its product maltase-glucoamylase-like. The transcript is spliced from 25 exons. Bases 168 to 3035 code for a protein of 955 amino acids. NCBI's taxonomy places the organism in Eukaryota, Metazoa, Arthropoda, Arachnida, Araneae, Araneidae. Gene Ontology annotation, biological process: carbohydrate metabolic process. The record is from RefSeq and is a predicted model, not a curated record. Gene Ontology annotation, molecular function: carbohydrate binding; alpha-1,4-glucosidase activity.
UUCUGAGUUUAUUUUGAUAUUGAAUGGGAGGAAAAGAAGAUGUAAUUUGCAACGAAGCUGAUAAGUAAUUCCAGGAUUAAAAUGUUUCGAAAUUUAAUGGUUUUGUAAAGUUGCGCAGGUGGUGUAGGCAACACUCGACAUUGUGGUGGUUUUGGAUUAUUUAGAAAAUGAUGUUCUUAGAGUCAGUUAAGGAGCCGCCAUCGAGAAAGACACGACUGAUCUUAAUUGGCUCGCUUGCUGCAUUUGCUGUUUUGCUUCUAAUAGUGUUGUUGGCUGUCUUUGUGCGUGCUAAAAAGAAUGCGCCUGAAGUAGGACCUGUUCUGAAUACAAAGGACAGGAUAGAAUGCCCGGGAUUUAAAGACGAAGCAGAUUGCAAAGCUCAUGGCUGUGAAUAUGCCAAUGUCAAAAGCGGUCCAGCAUGCUUCAUGAAGAAAGAUAAAUUUGGCUACAAAGUUAUUAAAGUUAAUACUGUACUUGCCAAUAAUUCAGAGAACGCAUUCUUGAGCAGCAAAUCUGCUACAACUCCUUAUGGACCUAGUAUGCCUUUGGUCAAGUUUGAAGUCAUAUACAUCACUGAAAAUAUUGUAAGAAUAAAGAUUUCAGACAGUAACAAUCAACGAUAUGAAGUUCCCGUGCAGCAUGAAUUCCCUCUGCUAAAGGAGAAGAUACCUAUAAACAAAGAAAAACUGGCAUACGAAGUGGAGUAUGAAAAAUCCUCCUCCGAUCACGCUAAUUUUUCUUUCUUAAUCAGACGUAAGGCAGAUAACGCGAUCAUCUGGGAUACGAAAAUUGGAGGGUUGAUCUUGAGCGACAAGUACCUCCAAAUAUCGAGUUACCUGCCGUCGAAGAACAUUUAUGGCCUCGGUGAACAUGUCCAUCCAAGUCUUAGGCAUGAUAUGGAAUAUAGGACAUGGCCCAUGUUUGCGCGUGAUCGAUUUCCGGAAGGGGGAUACACCAAUUUGUAUGGCGUUCAUCCUUUCUACACAUGUUUGGAGAACAGUUCGAACAGCCAUGGAGUUCUUUUUCUGAACAGCAAUGCUAUGGAUGUGGUGUUAUUGCCUGAGCCUGGUAUUACUUUCCGAACAACUGGUGGAAUAAUUGACAUGUUUUUCUUUGUUGGAACUCAACCGGAAACUGUUGUGAAUCUCUACACUUCACUGAUUGGAAAACCCAUGUUACCUCCAUAUUGGUCUCUCGGAUUCCAACUAUCCCGGUAUGGUUACAAUUCACUCAAUAAUGUUAAAUCGGUAGUAGAAGAAACAAGAAAGGCUGGAAUACCUCAGGAUGUUCAGUUUCUGGAUAUCGACCAUAUGGAGAAUAACAGAGAUUUCACCUGGAAUAAAAACGAAUUUGCUGGUUUACAGGAGUACAUGCAUAAAACGAGAGAAGAGUAUGGACUGAAAUGGAUAAUUAUUUUGGAUCCUGCCAUUGAAGCUGCACAGAAUUACAGCGCAUUUGAAUCGGGAAUUAAAAGCAACGUUUUUAUCAAAAGAUCCCAUUUAUGGAAACCAGAAAUGUUCCCAGAGCAAGUUAGGAACUACAACAUCACUUUUGGCAAGGUUUGGCCAAACUCGUAUGUGGCCUUUCCAAACUUUUUCGACGAAACAGCAAAAUCCUGGUGGAUUAUGAAUAUAGUGGAAUAUCACAAAGAAUUGCCUUUCGAAGGAUUGUGGAUCGACAUGAACGAGCCUUCAAAUUUCGGAACAAAUGAAGACAGACCUUUUUAUUGUCCAAAGACUGGAGAUUGCUGGAGUCUUAAAUGUCCAAAUAGUCCUUAUGAUGACCCUCCUUACAAUCCCUUAAAAGAAAGUGGAAGUGAGAGACUGUCCAAAAUGACAUUAUGCAUGGAGAGUGUCCAUGACAACGGAACCCUCAACUAUCGGCAUUAUGACGUGCACAGCUUGUAUGGAUGGAGUCAGACACAACCCACUUUGGCAGCUGCUGAAUUAGCAACUGGAUACCGGUCGCUGGUCAUCACACGUUCAACUUAUCCGUCCAGCGGACGUUAUGCUGGUCACUGGUUAGGAGAUAACAGGAGUUCCUGGGAUGAUCUGCGACGAUCGAUUAUUGGAAUGAUGGAAUUUAACAUCUUUGGCAUACCAUAUAUAGGGGCUGAUGUGUGCGGUUUUAAUGGUGAAACUACACCUGAAUUGUGUAUACGUUGGAUGCAGUUGGGAGCAUUCUACCCGUUCUUCAGAAAUCACAACGGAAUGAAUGAAAAAGCUCAAGAUCCCGUUGCACUUGGUGCUGAUGUGGUAGCAGCAUCCAAAAGGGCUGUUGAACGACGAUACAUCUUGAAUCCAUAUUUGUAUACCUUGUUCUUUCACGCACAUGUUGAUGGUUCUACUGUUGUAAGACCACUUUUCCAUCAAUUUCCGGAAGAUCAAAACACAUGGAAUAAUGGAGAACAGUUCAUGUGGGGGAAAUGUCUUCUUAUUUCGCCAGUCUUAACGCCAGGGGCUAAAUCAGUAAAGAUGUAUUUACCAGAUACAGAAUGGUGGCAUUUCAAAGGAACUGAGAGUCAUUUAGAAAAAGUUCGUAAAGAUUAUCUUGAUGAACAUGAAAUUAUGGAAGACAUACCUCUUCAUGUUAGAGGCGGAUGUAUCAUUCCUACAGAAGAUUACAAAAUGGGAAAUAAAUAUCAAACGAAAAACAUAACUUUGUAUGUUUUCCCUUACAAAGACGAAUCUUCAGGUGAUCUGUAUGUGGAUUCAUUGAAUAGUCGUAAACCAAUAGAGAACGAAAAUUAUGAAAAAUUCAACUUUGUUUAUUCAAACUGUACUAUUCUGAUACUGCCGAAAGCGAAACCACAAAAGGAAAUAACAUUUGGAUGGACUUUAACCAAAAUUCAUGUCUUUAAAGUAAAAGCAGCUCAAAAAGUUUUCGUUGGUAAUAUUUCCUCCAAAGGAAAUGAGACAUCCUAUGCAUUCAAUACCACCUCAAAUGUCCUGAGUAUAAAUGUUGACAGAAAGUUUCGUGAAAUCGAAAUAAUCUCUUGGGAAGACGGAAAUAAAUUAUGCCAGAUGCUGUUCUAAAGAAUUAACAUCGUAACGAAGAUUUUCGAAAGAGUAAGAGUAUCUGAAGAUGCAAUCGGGACUGAAAUAUGCACGAAAACAGAAGUCAUUUUGAUCAAAAUCAAACUUUUUAUUGUAUAUAAUGUCUGUAUGUCUCAUAUUUAUUAAAUGUGUCACUUAUAAAUUAUUUGAAAAAUUUCCCCCAAUAAAAUAUUUUUCAUUUGAAAUGAGAAUAAAU